UUAAAACGCCUCUUCUCUGAGAAUUUGAAGAUGAGCUCUCAUGUCUGAGAAAGUGUUACGUAGCGGAUUACGUAGUUCCUCCUCUCCAUUGCGUCUCUACUGGCGGUCAUCUUCUCUGGCGGUGUCACGCAGAUAAAGGUCUUCCCCAGCCCUAGGAAACGGCUACCGAGACACCUUGAGCAACGAUUCGUUAACUUUCGCCUUCAUAUUGUGCUUGGAGGGAGGUCUGCCGAACGCUUUUAGGAUUUUAUUCCCCUGCUGGCAUUCUGCCUCUCGCAUAUACGUCCUCCCAUCGCACCGCAGAGGCAGAGAGCGAGCAAGCUACUCCAUGAUGUCAUCAUAUUAUCAUACGGGGAAGGAAACGGACAUGGCGACAAUGGCGGAACCGCUAUGUCUAGAGCGAGAUAUCUGCCGGGUGAUUGAGCUGUUGGACAGGCUGCAGAGGAGUGGGGAGCUGCCUCCACCCAAACUGCAAGCCCUUCAGCGGGUUCUCCAGAGCAAGUUCUGUGCUGCAAUCAGAGAGGUAUAUGAGCAGCUCUACGACACUUUAGACAUUGUAGGAGGGCCUGAAGUGCGGGCCCAGGCCACAGCCAAAGCCACUGUAGCGGCAUUUGCGGCCAGCGAAGGCCAUGCCCAUCCUCGAGUGGUGGAGCUGCCAAAGACGGACGAGGGGCUGGGCUUCAACAUCAUGGGGGGCAAGGAGCAAAACUCCCCUAUCUACAUCUCCCGGGUGAUCCCUGGGGGGGUUGCAGACCGGCAGGGAGGACUGAAGCGGGGUGACCAGCUCCUGUCAGUGAAUGGCGUGAGUGUUGAGGGGGAGCACCAUGAGAAAGCAGUGGAGCUCCUGAAGGCAGCACAGGGUUCAGUGAAGCUGGUGGUCAGAUACACCCCAAAGGUCCUGGAGGAGAUGGAGGCCCGCUUCGAGAAGCUGAGGAGUGCAAGGAGACGUCAGCAACACACCAGUUAUUCGUCUUUGGAGUCCCGUGGUUAGCCGCUCUCCUCCUUACUCGGUUCCAAAGAGCUGCUCCGACUUCAGUCCGCCAGGAGGGCAUGUGGGUGUCAUGUGAGAGGAGGUCAGCGUGGGGUUGACCUAGCUGUGUUGUCUGUAUGUUGCUCUAGUGUCUCCAUCUAAAAAGUAAGCCUUUAUUAUACGCAUAGUUGUGUGUUGGAGCAUAUCUCCCUGUCAGAGGACCCUUUUUUCUAAUUUUCUAUGUGAAUACAGUACCUAGAGUAUGGUGUUAGUGCUGAUCUGAGAGAAGAGCUGACUUGCUGUAGCUUCUGAACCUGUAUAUACAGUAUCAGUACAUAGUGCAUACCUCCUGGCAGACUAGUGCAUGCAGCUAUGUAGUACACUUCCCAGACCAACUGGAAAGAUAGAUCUUAUCUUUCCUCAAUUCCUCAUAGACUACGGGUGUCAGAGUGUACUCCCUGAGACACAUCUGCCCUUUCAACAGUACUAAUGGCCGAGCUUCAUUUCCACAUUACUCGUUUUUUUUGCACUGCAUACUACACAUGAUCAAUCAUGUCCAGCAACUGUGAGGUUCUUGUUCCGGCUGGAACUUGAUUGGAUUCAUGUCCUGCGUGUCUUAUUCCCGUCGGUCUGGCCUAUGCCGGUCAAGCAGUAGAGAGACCACUAGAUGGUGGUCUGUCAAAGUUAGGAGUGGGGGUAGGAAGGUCACAGCUGCCCCUGUCUACAGAGUGUUUGUCACACACACACACACACACACACACACACACACACACACACACACACACACACACACACACACACACACACACACACACACUGUGCCCUCACCUAGACUGUCUUUAUGUUGUAUGUAUGUAUGUAUACUUAUUAAUUCGUAACAAUAAAGCAAAGUUCUUUAGUUCA
Messenger RNA from Clupea harengus (Atlantic herring), 1873 nucleotides. It is a transcript of the gene lin7b, whose product is annotated as lin-7 cell polarity scaffold B. NCBI's taxonomy places the organism in Eukaryota, Metazoa, Chordata, Actinopteri, Clupeiformes, Clupeidae. Gene Ontology annotation, molecular function: protein binding. The record is from RefSeq and is a predicted model, not a curated record.